Molecule: messenger RNA, 7282 nt
Organism: Bicyclus anynana (squinting bush brown)
Lineage: Eukaryota; Metazoa; Arthropoda; Insecta; Lepidoptera; Nymphalidae
Gene: Ror
Product: tyrosine-protein kinase transmembrane receptor Ror
Exons: 4
Coding region: 237-3176 (979 amino acids)
Biological process (GO): protein phosphorylation; positive regulation of kinase activity; multicellular organism development
Cellular component (GO): membrane; signaling receptor complex
Molecular function (GO): protein binding; transmembrane receptor protein tyrosine kinase activity; ATP binding
Source: RefSeq, a predicted model, not a curated record
UCAAAAAUGGUAGAAUUUGUGAAACUGAAUCAAGAAAUGAAAUUAGAAAAGUAAAAAGUGUUAAUUGUUGUGUCGGAUCAAAUAUCUAGAAGAGAUUACUCCAACAAACAAUCAUAUAUUUAUAUCUAAUUAAUUCACAUUUAUAAAAUACUUAAGGCCGUUAGGUUUUAUUCAUUUUCAGUGUGAUGGAGAUACCGAAAUAAGUAAACCCUGAAGUGUUAUGGAAAACAUCAGUCAUGUAUUACUUUUGUUUAGGUGUUUUGUUCAUCGUACAAUCAAGCUGCUCAUCGCUUUUACUGAAAACUGAUUCGUUGUCACUGGUAAAAUCAAAUUCGACAUCUGAACAAAAGGUAUGGAACAUAAAACUUGAUAUUAAUUUUGCCAAAACGCUUCCUUCAUCGUUAAGAAAGGCUCCAGGAGCUGACGUUCGAUUUAAAUGUGAGGCCAUAAUGAAUUUCACUAAAGUCGAAAGCUAUACGAAAAAUAAAGAAGGCGUCGAGACAUCUUUGAAAGAAUUCCCUCCAGAUCACAUACAGCAAGCCUUAAUGAAAAAUGUGAAAGUUUAUUGGUUAAAAGACAAUAAUAUUUUGACGGAGGCGGCCAAGGUAAAAAUCUCAACAAAAAUUGAUAAAACAAAUGGCACCAUUGGCACUUACCUAAAAUUAAAAGAAUUAACUGUAAACGAUGGAGGCAAUUACACCUGUGUUAUAAAACAAAAUUACGAAAAAAGAAUGACAACAAAACUUAUUGUUGACAAUAAUAAUUUGGAUGCUUUUGAGAACCCAACAUUCACACCCAUGUUUCCAAGUAGUAAUGAAAACGAAUUGGUAUUAAACAUCAGAACAACACCAAACUUAAUAUCGGAAGGUAUGACAGUGGAUAAUGUUAAUACUGCAACGUCAAAGAAUACAUCCUCUCUGCAAAAGUUGCAACCUAUAUGCCAAGAGUAUAUUGGCAAAGUUUGCAGCUCUCAUCUCAAGGGGCAGUUUGUUUAUAUCCCGUAUGAUACAUCACAAGAGGCCCUUGAAGAUAAACUCCUAAAAGCUUUCCAAGUCACAAAGUAUUCCAACGAUAUAAGCUCUCAUUGUGAACAAUACGCCCAACCUAGUCUCUGCUACUCCACAUUUCCUAUUUGCAGAAAUCCAGACCUAACCAAUGAAAACUUUUUUAAAGAAACUAAAGAAGUUUUUAAAAUUCUCCAGGAAGCUGACCAAUUACCUGAAAAAACUGAUUUAUCUGUUGACAUACUCAAAAACAUACCCCAAGAUCUUAAAUCUCGUUUAAGAUUAAACAAAAAUGUGACAGAUCCAUUAAAUUUUCGUUACAAUUCAACAGUACUGAGACGGGUGUGUAAACAAGAUUGUGAAAUAUUAGAAAAUGAACUCUGUCAAACGGAAUAUGCUAUUGCCAAACGACAUCCACACAUUGGUCAGCAAUUAACUUUGGAAGAGUGCCAAGAUUUGCCUGAAGUUGACCCUGACUGUCUCAAGAUCGGGCUAGGUACACAAAUGGUCUCAGAUGAUGAAUGUUACUGGGAGAACGGCAGUGGGUAUCUGGGCAGGGUCAAUGUGUCCAGUAAUGGGAUGCCAUGCAUCGAAUGGUCCAAGCAGUUGUACGUUAAGGGGUCUGAUUAUCCAGAAUUAACCGGCAGACAUAGCUACUGCAGAAACCCUGGUGGAAUCAAGUCACAGCCUUGGUGUAUCAUAGACAAUGAUGGGAAAACUGCUCAGCUGUGUGACAUUCCAAAAUGUGCUCACAAAAUUUGGAUAUACAUUGUGGCCGUUUUUCUUGUCAUAUCCCUAAUCACUGCUGGUGUCAUAAUUUCUUUCUUUCAUAAAUGUAAAAAUAAAGGUAAUGCAGCUACAAUCCGAGAUAUCAAUCUACCUAAUGCUGAUAAAAAUAUCUAUGGUAAUUCUAGGCUUAAUUCACCAAUUGAAAUGAAUGAACUGUUGACCAAUCAGAACAGUGGUAGCCAGCCACAUUUGACAAUAAAUACAUCUCGCGGCAACGGAGUGUUGCGCAUACCACAGUACUCUUUGUCACAGAUUAAAUUUUUGGAGGUGUUAGGUGAAGGAGCUUUUGGCAAAGUUUACAAAGGGGCAUUAAAAAAGAACAGCGAAACUCAAUAUGUGGCCGUAAAAGCUUUAAAAGAGAAUGCAUCUGCAAAAACUAAAGCCGAUUUUAGAAGAGAAAUUGAUUUGAUAUCAGAAUUGACACAUGAGAACAUAGUGUGCAUAGUUGGAGUAGCUCUCAGAGAAGAACCCUUGUGCAUGUUGUUUGAGUUUAUGGCUCGAGGAGAUCUGCAUGAAUUUUUGAUGGGCCGCGCCCCACCCUCGGGCAAGGGUUUGCCCUCAAUGAGGCUCUUAAACAUUGCAGAAAAUAUUGCAUCAGGGAUGCAAUAUUUAGCCUCACAUCAUUAUGUGCACAGGGAUUUGGCUGCAAGGAAUUGUUUAGUAUCUGAUGACUUCAUUGUAAAAAUAUCAGAUUUUGGUCUCUCUAGGGAUAUUUAUAGCUCGGACUACUACAGAGUGCAAUCUAAAAGCUUAUUGCCAGUGAGAUGGAUGCCCCCAGAAUCUAUACUGUAUGGAAAAUUCACCACUGAAAGUGAUAUUUGGUCAUAUGGAGUUGUAUUGUGGGAGGUUUAUAGCUAUGGAUUACAACCAUAUUAUGGGUAUAGCAACCAGGAGGUAAUAUCGAUGGUGCGCGGCGGGGAGCUGCUGGCGGCGCCCAGCGGCUGCCCCGCGCCCGUGCACGCGCUCAUGAAGGAGUGCUGGCAGCACACGCCGCAGAGACGACCUAACUUUGAAGUCAUUGUUAACAGGAUACAAGAGUGGAUCCAAAUGGGGGGUUGUCCUGAGGUCGCCGCGUCCGAGUCGGGCAGCAGCUGUGGCCAUCGACCCACCACAUCAAACAAGGAAUUCCAGGAAAGAGUACCACUUUUACCCCCACAUUGUUCCUCCUCCAACGGCUCCCUUGCCACCGGCAGUUUGAAGAAAUUCAGCGUCGCAGGGUCCAGUUCCAAAGCGGACGACAGUUUCUCCACCUGUAGUGAAGUUCCCCCUUUAGCGCCCAAAACCAAAAAAUAUAGUUCUGGUUCACUCAUAGACACCGACAAAAUUGGCACCAGAGAAACAGUCGUCAGAAUACCCAACAGGCAUUACGGCAAUGAAAUAUAAUUGCAUUUUUAGCUCAGACUAAUUAUUAAGGACCUGCCUCCCUAGACGGUACUUUUUUGUCAAAGUAUAUGAUCAACGAUCUAAUGCAGUUAUAAAAACUGUCUCUGUUGUUGUCACCAAUGUUUUAUAGUCGUAAUGGUGUUCGUCUCAAAUAGCUCAGUAAAAAUGCCUUUUUGUGUAGUUGAAUGGUGUAAAAAAACGAGCAAAACUUCUAAUUUAGUAUUAGAUAUAUACAAAAUCUAAGCUCGUUUUUCUCUGAAAAUGACAUACAAUUUUGUUCGUGAAUUUGGGUGUGGAUCCUUCUGUAAUUGGUCUGAGAUUUUUAGAUAUUGUUAGAUGUAAUAAAUAUAAUUAGCUAAAAUUUUACGCUAAUAUAGGCUUGACUAAUUGUUCUUAAGUAAAUUAUUGGCAUCGCUACGUAGACUAAGUAACCUACGUGUUAGUAAGUAGGCUUUACACCCUCCGCCUUAACGAUUAUUAUUUAUUUAUUAUGUAAAAGACAGUAUAAUUUAUGAUUAAGAAAGGUUAUAAUUUAUAAAAAUUUAGAUUCCACUUUAGGUUUAGCUUAUAAUUUAUGUUCACAGCAGUUAUAUACUUAUUCGAUUCAAAACCAAAUUCAAAACUUGUACAUAAGCUUCAGACACAAAUUGCUCAAAGAUAGGUCUUAACACUGAUAAUUUGAUAUAAAAAAAAUUCAUAACACAAAUGUUGAAAAUGUCGGUAAAAUUCUCACUCAGCUGUACUUUAUUUGGUCCACUGUUCGGACUUUUAGAUGCGAUUAUUAUUAUCUGUGAUCGAAUUCCUUAUUUUCGGGUAAAAAUUAUAAUUCCUAUCCCACACAAUUAUAUACUCAGAGGCACAAUUACCCGCCCACAUUAAUAUACUCGCGUCAUAUUAAAGAGGGCGGAUAAUUGUGCCUCUGAUUAUAUUACUGUAAUUACUGUAUUUCUCAGUAACACGAACCUAUUGCAAGCUUUAUUCUACCUGUGAAAAUGGCGAUAAUUAGUUUUUUUUUUUCACGUACGUAUGCACCUGUGUGACUAUUUAUUACAGUGAUUAUAUUUCUUUAAGACAAGAGUUAGGUAUGUUCCUUUUUCAUUUUGUAGAUAGUAUAAGUUGAGCACAGUACCAAGUAGGUAUAGUACAUUUGUAUUUUGUUAUUUACUUUUUUGUUAGAAUUAUAUCUCAAUUAGAUAAUGUAUAAAAAAACUUUCGUCAUUCAUAUAAUUAUUACAACAGUUUAAUUUAGAUUUUAUACCUAUACUGCCAAUCUGAACUGAAACGAUGUUUCGAAGUAUUUUUAUUAAAUAAGUGAAUUUAAACUCGUGGUUUGAUAUUGUUGUUGUAAUUUAUGUAAACUAAUUGUAAGAAUCAUCGAUUUGUCCAACAAACAGUAUAGUCGGAUGCAAUAUUUUUGACGUGUUCGAACAUCGUACGCUAAACCGCGCAAUGUAGUAAGAGCUCGCCAGGGAUACUUUCCGUAAAUUGCUGCGAAUAUGAGAUAGUCAAGUCAAGUCAAGUCAAAAUUCAUUUAUUUCAAAUAUGCUUAGUUUACAAGCUCUUUCGAAACGUCAGGUAAUAAUAUUAAACUUAAGAUAAUGGUGAUAAUAAUUAUUCGAAAACUUAAAAUUAAAGUUACAAGGGUUCCAAACGCGCCUUGACCCGAGAAAAGACCCCACAACAAACUCAGCCAGGUUUAUCACCAUUUAACAAUUGGUAUAUAAGUAGCCUGUCAUGUAAUACAUUUAAUUUCCAAGCAAUUUUGUCAUUUACGUAAUCAUUGACACUAUACCUAAUACGACUUUUCUAUAAGCUUAAUAUACUUAUACGUUCUUGGCUGACAAAAUAAAAAACAAAUACGUAUUAUAUGAAAAAAUUCAUUGAUUUAUAAUAUACUAGCGGACGCCCGCGACUUCGUCCACGUGAAAGCCGUUGUAAACUUUCAACUACCCCUAUCCUACCCUACCCUAACUCUACCCUACCCUAUCCCAACCCUACCCCUACCCUACCCCUACCCUACACUACCCCUACCCUACCCCUAUCCUACCCAACCCUACCCCUACCCUACUCAUUAAGGCUGCACUUCUUUAUUUAUUCCCCCCCCCCCCCCCCCGCGAGUCGCAUCGAGCGCGGCAACCGUUACACAAAAAUAAUCCAUAUAGCAUAAAUUAGUAUUCACGCGCGAUGGCUUAGCGUAUUUCUUGUAUAACUUUGGUGUUUCUUUACCGAUUUUUGUGAUUCUUUUUUUAUUGAAUAGGUAAUAAUGUUAACUUUUUUAGUUAGGGAUGAGUGAUGAGUGUUAUAAACAUAAGAGUAGACAAAUAUAAUUAGAAAGCUUCGAACUCCUAAGCUAUCGGGAGUUACACGUGUUAUUGUGAGUCAACCAUAAAAGAUAGACAUAUAUAUGCUGUUGUGUUUUUCUAGAUAAUUUUAAGGAGAACAUUUCCGUCAUACAUGAUUUCCAUGUAGCUUUAACCAUUAAGGCUGUAUACUCGACGGAAGCUUAAAAAAUUGAGUAACUUCUCCCGUUUUCUCAACAUUUCUCUUCACUGCUCUGCUCUUAUUGAUCGUAGUGUAAUGAAAAGUAUACUAUAACCUGCCCAGGAGUAUGUAGAAUAGUUGUACCAAGUUUCGUUAAAAUCCGUCCAGUAGUUUUUGUUUCUAUAAAGAACAUACAGACAGACAGACAGACAGACAGACAGACAGACAGACAGACAGACAGACAGACAGACAGACAAAAAUUUUACUGAUUGCAUUUUUGGCAUCAGUAUCGAUCACUAAUCACCCCCUGAUAGUUAUUUUGGAAAUAUAUUUCAUGUACAGAAUUGACCUCUCUACAGAUUUAUUAUAAGUAUAGAUUUGUUAAUUUAUUUAUUAUUUGUUUUUAACCUAAUAUUGUAAUUUUAUCUUGCUUAGCAGUUUUUAAAAAUUCAGAAUGAUUCGAUUAGUGGCAUUAUUUAACCUGCAUUAUACUACGUCAUAUUUACUAUUCCAUUCCAUUUGCAAUUUCGGCAUAAUCUGCCAGUUAAAGUUUAAAUUUGCAGAUUUUACGUCAUUUUCGACUGUCCGCGAGUAAAGGAAUUGAGACGCUAUUUUUUAAUCUACGAAUAAAGGAAGCGAGUAUAAGAAGCAUUUACUAUACAAGAUUUUAGAUAUCCCGGUUACGCUCUAAGUAGCUUCACGCGUCUUGAUUUUUGUAUAACCAGCGUGUAGGGUCAUCCGCACUUUAUUUCGGAGACGUCAUAAAGAUUGCAACCGAUUAUACUUACUCGUAUUUGUACUCAUUAGUUAACAUUACACAUUCUUGCAGAAAUGGAGGGGAAUUGAGAUCGAUAUAUUGUCGACCUCUUCACGAGAUAUCAAAAGCGGCGAAAUCGAAAAUAUUGCUCUUUGCAUCAUCACUUACCAUCAGUUGAGAUUGUAAUCAAGGGCUAAAUUGUAAAGAAUAAAAAAAAUCUAUUUACUAAUGCAAGUUAUAUUCCAACACUGUGGGACAUCGAAACUCUGUCCUCCGAGGUUACAUACCCGCAAAUUGUCACAUCACAUAUUUUAAACAGAAUGCAGUCUGACCUUAACUGUUACUUGUAGUGCAGAUAUCAUAAUGGUAUAUGCAAUCCACGAUCUCGUUUUACUAACAUGUAGUAGUAUAGGGGAUCGUCUGUGUGCUCCAUUACUGUGUUGAUUGCACCUACAGUUCGUUUCAUGUAGGAUGGUGCGGGUGACAGUUCGUUUCAUUCUUAAAAGUUUGCUAAGAUUCACGAUAUUAAUACGUAUUAUGAACUUCAUAUAUGCGACUGUCACCGUACCCAUGCUACCUGAAAAAACACUACAUGACAAUAUUUAAGUACAUACAUAUUUCAUUGUUUGCAUAUGCUGUCCAAUUCAUUUUUGUAUUCCUAUUUACAUUAAUCUAAGUGUAACUUUAGUAUCUCUAAUAAGUAUUAUAAUGUUUUGUUAGUUUCCAUUUGUUUUAAUUUACUUUUAUAGAAAUAUAUACAGUACAUAAAUUUCUGUACUUGCCAAAGACUUUUUUGUAUGUGAUACAUUUUUUUUUACCUUAUUGUAAACUGUAUUUCUAUAAUAAAUAUUAAUUUAUACAAAUAAAA